ACCAUCAAUGGCAUAAACUCUGCCUUCGAAGCUGCAUUCAAAGACCAAUCCACGAUCAAAGUUGGCGACAAGCUGCCAUCCUUCGCAUUGAGCGAUGCUCUAGGCAAGGAAGUCAAAAGCGAGCUAUGUGAACUCCUCAAGGAAGGGCCCCUUCUGAUCACCUUCUACCGUGGCGAAUGGUGCCCGUUCUGCAACCUCGCGCUUCGCUCUCUGCAACUGAAUCUCGAUAAGAUCCAAGCCAAAGGUGUCACUCUUGUUGCCAUCUCACCAGAACUUCCAAACAGUUCGCUCUCGACUAAAGCAAAGAAUGAAGUCAAGUUUCCCGUUCUUUCAGACCUGGGGAAUAAGUUUGCUAGAGAACUGGGGAUUAUCUUUCUUAUGCCUGAUUCAUUGCGCCCCACGUUCAAGGCAUUUGGGCAUGAUUUGGUGGCUCGCAAUGGAGACGAUUCGUUUGAGGUUCCGGUGCCUGCGGCGCUGCUGGUGGACGGAAAAGGAAAUGUUCGGAAUACGUAUAUCAAUCCACACUGCUGGGAGCGUAUUGAGCCAUCGACAGCCUUGGAGUGGAUUGAUGAAUUGUGA
This is a messenger RNA of Hyaloscypha bicolor E, 579 nucleotides long. Its product is annotated as AhpC-TSA-domain-containing protein. Gene Ontology annotation, cellular component: cytoplasm. Lineage: Eukaryota; Fungi; Ascomycota; Leotiomycetes; Helotiales; Hyaloscyphaceae. The transcript has 2 exons. The annotation marks the transcript as partial. Gene Ontology annotation, biological process: cellular response to oxidative stress; cell redox homeostasis. The record is from RefSeq and is a predicted model, not a curated record. Gene Ontology annotation, molecular function: thioredoxin peroxidase activity.